Molecule: messenger RNA, 3162 nt
Organism: Schistocerca gregaria
Lineage: Eukaryota; Metazoa; Arthropoda; Insecta; Orthoptera; Acrididae
Product: cell division cycle 5-related protein-like
Exons: 3
Coding region: 414-2738 (774 amino acids)
Biological process (GO): mRNA splicing, via spliceosome
Cellular component (GO): spliceosomal complex; Prp19 complex
Source: RefSeq, a predicted model, not a curated record
CUCGACUUCUCUCGCACCUGCAGACGACGGCGGCGUGCCGCGGGUACCUCCAGACGCUGGCCGUCGACGUGAAGCAGAGUUCGUGUCCCGCGUCGAUGGGCAUAGACAGGCAAGAGCGCUCGGAGACGGAAGAACAGCUUUUGAACCUGGUCGACGAAUACAAGUCGUGAGGUCCUCCGAGGGGGGGCCGCCUCCGAGCUCGCGUCGUCUCGAGCGCGGGGAGGAGAGCUUCGUCGACUGGCCACGCGCGCACGAGCGGCGGUCGAGGGGGCCAACAGUUCGCGAGCGUCGCGCACGUACAGAAAAUAAUAUACGAAAUUUUUGUCAGCUUGCAGGUGAUGAAGACGUGUGUGUGUGCGUAUUAAUUAGGAUUCAAUCGCUUUUUUUCGCCUCGGCGUUUGACUAGUCCCUCUAUGCGCGUCCACAUCAAGGGUGGCGUUUGGAAGAAUUCCGAGGAUGAGAUACUCAAAGCGGCCGUGAUGAAGUACGGCCUGUACCAAUGGGGGAGGAUAGCCUCGUUGAUGAAUCGGAAGUCAGCGAAGCAGUGCAAGGCCCGUUGGUACGAGUGGCUGGACCCGUCGAUAAAAAAGACCGAGUGGAGUCGAGAGGAGGACGAGAAGCUGCUGCACGCGGCCAAGAUUAUGCCGUGCCAGUGGAGGAGCGUCGCGACGAUGGUGGGGAGGACGGCGUCCCAGUGUUUGGCGAGGUACGAGAAGUUGUUGGACGCGGCUACUCAGCAGGUGCCGAUAGAGAACGACCCGCGCAACUUGAGGCCUGGAGAGAUAGAUCCCAAUCCGGAGAACCGUCCUGCGUUGCCCGACGCGGUGGACAUGGAGGAGGACGAGAAGGAGAUGAUUCAGGAGGCUAGGGCGAGGAUGGCGAACACCAAGGGCAAGAAGGCGAAGAGGAAGGCCAGGGAGAAGCAGUUGGAGGAGGCGAGGCGGUUGGCCGUGCUGCAGAGGAAGCGCGAGAUGAAGGCGGCUGGAAUUGAUAUCACGCAGCACCGAAAAAAGUUGAAGGGCCCGAAUUAUAACAGAGAAAUUCCGUUUUACCACGCGCCUGCUCCUGGGUUCUACGACGUGUCCGAGGAGAUGAUGAAGCCGCCUCCACCCAGCAGCUUGAAGGAGAUGACGAUGGUGGCCAGGGAGGCUUCCAGAAAGGCCGAACAGGAGGAAAAACAAAAAAAAAUUAGCCUCCUUAUGGAAAAGGAGAGGAAGUCAAAAGACCCUUUGUCGGCGCUAGAAGAGCUCAAUCGAGCUGCAGAGGCGAAAAGAGCUUCGAUUAUUCGAAAUUCCACUCUGAAUCUUCCUCCGUCUCAAAUCACGGAGGAAGAACUCAACGCGUUGGCGAAACUUGUAUACGAUCCCGAUCUCGAUGAGGCCGAUGACGCCUUGCAUCAAAAGGGUGACCAGGAGUCCGUGAAUCCUACUAAGGGCCUUUUGUCUUCUUACACUGGCUUGCUUUCUACGUCCGACGCGUCUCGUUCGACGGGUUCCAAACUCGCGGGUUCCGUUGCUCAGACGCCGGCGAUGCCGACCAGCGACCACAUCCUCAUUGAGGCGACCAACCAGGCGGCCAUGAGGAGCCUGCAGACGCCUCUUCUAGGCGGACAAAAUCCGGUUUUGCUCGAUUCCCAGUUCCAACUCGGAAAAUGGAAGGAUUCCAUUUCUACCCCGAAUCCCAUCAAGACCCCUCUUCUUCACUCAUCCACCCCGUCGUACAUCGCCGAGACGCCGAUCAGGGAUCGAUUGGGGCUCAACACGCCCCUCAACCACGCGUCGGAGUCCGACAUGAUUUCGCACAAGAAGCUCAUGAAAACCACCCUUCGACAGCGCCUGUCGAGCCUUCCCGUCCCCAAGUACACCGAGUUUUCCAUAGAGAUUCACGAGGACACGCCCGUCGUGCCGAUGGAUUCGGAGUCGCCGCCGAGGCCCGUGGACCUCUACGACAUUCAAAAAGAGCAGCAAAGACUGCAAGAAGAAGCUCGACGCCGAAUUUACCAGUCUUGCUCCUCUGCCCUCAAGAGGGGUCUCCCGCGUCCGUCCGUGAUACCCCCUUCGCUCUCGCAAAUUGAAUUCACCGCUCCGCCGGAGGACGACCUCAUCCGGUUGGCCGAGCACCUCAUCAAACAGGAAACGUUGAAAAUUUUGACGCACGACCUCUUGCACUUCCCGUUGCCCUCCACGCCGCCGAAUUCCAUACGCAUGUCGUCGCCGCUGGAGCCCGCCGACCCGGCUCAGUUGGAGAAGGCGGACGAGCUCCUGCAGGCCGAAAUUCGGUCCGUCUCUCUGCCCGACUCCGUGGACUGGGAGGGCUACUUGAAGCGCCUGAUCUACACCCCGUCCCUUCGCUCGUACGCCUACCACCAGCGCGCGUCCCACUCGAUGAAGUUGGAGUCCGCGCAGCACGAAUACCGCGCGCUGCAGUGCGCCAUUCACUCCGUUCAAAAAAUUGUUCACGGCUCGGAAAAAAAGCUCUCCCUCUACCACGGCGGGUACCUGAAGCGCUGCCAACUCAUAGAACAGGAGAUAUCCUCGCUCGCUCGCUCGCUCCUCGACUCGCACGUCAAGCUCGGGUGCUUCCAGCAGCAGCAGCGCCUCGAAAGCCUCUCCAUCCCCCAACGCAUCCAGCGAGCCAAGCAGUCCCUCCUGAGCGCCAAAGCGAGAGAAAAAGACCUGCAGGCGCUCUACCAACAGCUGUCGGACGAGAAGAAACAGUGUCAACGACUCCUCUCCUGAACCCCCCUCGCUCGAGACGCUCCGCUCCGUCCCCCGCGCGCGGCGAACUCCUCGGCGCCCCGUUCUCCCGCUCGUCCGCGCGACGCCCGUUCCGAAAGAAGGAAGCGAACGGCCGCGCCCCCUCGCGAAAAAAACGACGCUUCGCGCGCGACCGUUGGCCCGCGUUGAUCGCGGACCGCGCGCGAAAAGGAAGUCUGGCGUCGGUCCGAGGCCGGUGGCGGGUGCUGCGCGCCUCGGAGGAGCCGCGUUCGGGGCGCGGGAGACCCAUCCUAUCCUCUCUCUUUUUCUGCAGAGGCAUUUUUUUUGUUAGGCCUGGCCAGAAAAGGGAAAAAAGCACCUCUUUAUAUAUAAAGGUUCCGAGAGCGUAGAAGUCCUACGCGCGCGUUCUUGUCUCAUUCGGCGAGGCGCGCCGUUUUCCAGGCGA